Molecule: messenger RNA, 5363 nt
Organism: Equus quagga
Lineage: Eukaryota; Metazoa; Chordata; Mammalia; Perissodactyla; Equidae
Gene: FAR2
Product: fatty acyl-CoA reductase 2
Exons: 13
Coding region: 208-1713 (501 amino acids)
Biological process (GO): long-chain fatty-acyl-CoA metabolic process
Cellular component (GO): peroxisome
Molecular function (GO): alcohol-forming very long-chain fatty acyl-CoA reductase (NADP+) activity
Source: RefSeq, a predicted model, not a curated record
CAGAGUUCCUAGGUUCACAUUCCUGUUCUUCCUUCUUCUGAUACUGGAUUUGCACAAGUUAUUUAAGCUCCCUGGGCUGAGAGUCCUCAUUGGUCACCUCAUGGAGUUAUUGGAAGGAUUAUAUGAGAAAAUAAUUGCAUGGCAUUUGACAGAUUGUCUUCAACAUGGCACCUCUGUCUGGAGCUCUAAAGGACAAAGGGAAGAAUCAUGUCCAUGAUCGCAGCUUUCUAUGGUGGCAAGUCCAUUCUCAUUACUGGGGCCACAGGCUUCCUAGGCAAAGUGUUGAUAGAGAAGCUGUGUCGCACCAGCCCCGACCUGAAAGUCAUUUACAUCCUUGUGAGGCCCAAGGCUGGCCACACACUGCAGCAGAGGGUUUCCCAGAUCAUAAAUAGUAAGCUGUUUGAAAAAGUCAGAGAAGUUUGUCCAAACUUGCCUGAGAAGAUCAGAGCUAUUUCUGCAGAUCUCAACCAGAACGACUUUGCCAUCAGCAAGGAGGACAUGCAGGAACUUCUCUCCUGUACCAACAUUAUCUUCCACUGUGCCGCCACCGUACGCUUUGAUGACCAUCUGAGACAUGCCGUGCAACUGAACGUCACUGCCACCCAGCAGCUCUUGUUUAUGGCCAGUCAGAUGCCACAGCUCGAAGCCUUCAUACAUAUCUCUACUGCCUUUUCGAAUUGUAACCUGAAGCACAUCGAUGAAGUCAUCUAUCCGUGCUCUGUGGAACCAAAAAAAAUCAUCGACUCCAUGGAGUGGUGGGACGACGCCAUUGUUGAUGAGAUUGCACCCAAGCUGAUGAGGGAUUGGCCCAAUACUUACACCUACACCAAGGCCCUGGGAGAGAUGGUGGUACAGCAGGAGAGCGGGAACCUAAAUAUCGCCAUCAUAAGGCCCUCCAUUGUGGGAGCAACCUGGCAGGAGCCUUUCCCAGGUUGGGUUGAUAACCUAAAUGGACCUAAUGGGAUGAUUGUUGCGGCUGGGAAAGGGUUUCUUCGGGCCAUAAGAGCCUCUCCGCUGGCUGUGGCAGAUUUAAUUCCGGUUGAUACAGUCAUCAACCUCACCUUGGCUGUAGGGUGGUACACGGCAGUUCACAGACCUAAGUCAACGUUAAUCUACCACUGUACAUCUGGUAACUUCAAUCCGUGUAACUGGGGCAAAAUGGGAUGCCAAGUCUUGUCAACCUUCGAAAAAAUCCCAUUUGAGAAAGCUUUUAGGAGGCCACAUGCUGACUUCACAGCCAACACCAUCACAGUCCAUUACUGGAAUGCAGUCAGUCACCGAGCCCCUGCCAUGAUCUAUGACAUCUAUCUGUGGCUCACAGGAAGGAAGCCCAGGAUGACAAAGCUCAUGAAUCGGCUUUUAAGAACCAUUUCCAUGCUGGAGUAUUUCAUCAACCGGAGUUGGGAAUGGAGCACAUACAAUACGGAAAUGCUGAUGUCUGAGCUGAGUCCUGAAGACCAGAGAAUAUUCAACUUUGAUGUGCGCCAGUUGAACUGGUUGGAAUACAUUGAGAAUUAUGUUUUAGGAGUUAAGAAGUACUUAUUGAAAGAGGAUAUGGCUGGGAUCCCAGAAGCAAAGCAACACUUAAGAAGGCUCCGAAAUAUUUACUACCUCUUCAAUACUGUCUUCUUCCUCAUCGCCUGGCGCCUUCUCAUUGCGAGAUCUCAGAUCGCUCGGAACGUCUGGUUCUUCAUCCGUUGCAUCUUUGCCUAACUGCUGACGACUGCAGAUCUCCUUCCCCUCACAAAAAAGGACAGAAUCUUCCAAAGAAACUACCAGAUAAAUAUAAAAUAACACAUACGUACAUAAAUACUUCACUUUUUCUGACACCAUUAAUUGGGUUACGUUUACAUGCUGAACCGUGUUCUGUGGCAAUAUCUGUGGCAUUAGAGAAAUGACAUGAAUAAAAUUCUCCUGUGAUGAUUAAGCCGUAAAAGUAGAUAUCUGUAUGAAAGACAAUCUCUAAUUAUUUUAAUCAACAUCAACUGACAAUUAUUUGAGUGCCUAAUAUAUACAACGCAAUGAGAAAGAACUUUCUACUUUUGUGGGGCAGGGGACAGUAAGUACAAAGAGAAGGUAUCUGUUUAAAAAGAAGUUUUGGUAAUUCCUAUAUUCUGCAUCCACAAGAUACCUGCUACAGUAACAAAUCCUGCAGAGUUGAAGACAGUCACCAACUGAGGCAAUUAAUACUAGAAAAAAUAGAGGCAGAUGAGCACACAACUCCGAAAAACAUUUCUCACAGUUUUAUACUAACCUAACAUCAUUAUCUCCAGUUAACAUCUCAUUUUCAUAACUGAUUUAGAAUCUCAAGGUAGAUUGAUCUGAGAAGGGACUAACAUCCAGACAGUGUGUUAUCUCACAAUGAACACAGCAAUUAAAGUAUGCCAGCCUAAAGUUUCCAAAAACAUCAAUAAUUUUCAACCUUCACAGGAAUCACAUGCAAAUUUCCACAUGGCUAUUUUUCCAGAACUGAAAAUCUAUGUUCUGGGAACAUAAGCGACUGCCUAUAGUAAAAAGUAAUGGUUGUCCCAUAUGCCCACAUAGAAGUAUGGAAAAAUGCCCACUGCCUAGAUUACUUUUGAAAAUACGUUUUUUUACUUUAACAAAAUAAAACUAAUAAUUGCUAGUUUUAGGAUGUAACUGGCUUGAGAGACGCUAGUGCCUGUGAAAUGUAGAUACGGUUAUGGCAAAGUUGAAAUUGAGUUUUAGUAGCUAGAAACAGCUCUUCUAAUACAGAAACACUUUAGGUGUUUCCUUACUCUAUUUAAAAUACUGAUUCCAACCCUGAACCGUAAGUGGGUGGGGAGAUGUGAGGUUGGCCAAGUUGCAUGAAUUCUAGAAAAAUACCUUAAAGAAAUUAAAGGUGAGUAUAGUACAAAAAAAAAAAAAAUCACCAAAUUGAUUUGCAUAAUGGCUUGAAAACAGUAAAAUUUAGACAGCAUUUCUCAUAGUUACAUGAGUUGUUGCUGGAGGUCUGCUUUAGUCUACAGCUUGCACUAACAUAUACUUUCCCCACACCUUCUCAUUCUGUUUUACCUUAAAAUUAUUACACCAAAUAGUAUCAAUGAGUUACGAUAUUUGCAAGAGUUGUUAACCUAAUUCCUUUUGAUAAAUACCCAAUACAACUUGGAGUUGUUAAAGCAAAACUAUUUAAAUCUUUCACUGAUUACAAUCUUAUAUUCAAUUCUGUUUCUAGGUUUAUAGACUUGAGUCAACUGCUCAAUUUUCACCACUCAUUCAUUUUUUUAAUAUGAAAAAUAUAAAAUCAAUCCAAUUUCAUACAGUAAUUUAGCUCCAUCUGGAGCAAAAGCAAAUGUAACCAAGUGAUAUUGCUGGUCUUCCUAUGAGGAAAAAAAAAGCUUAAAUAUGAGGAACUGAGGCUUAUUUGGGGGUACCUGAGGGUAAAAGGACAAAGAAUUGUUUCAUAAUUUGUCAUUUUACUUAGAGUCCAAAUGUUGAGGAUUGAGACAUUAAAUGAGUCUUUUGUGUUGUCUUUUCUCUUAAAAUAAAAUUUAAAAACUAAAGGGAAACCAAAAAAUCCAAGGCAGUUUGUUUCCUCUUAAAAUAACACAAAGUGAUUUCAUCACUAAAGAAAUACUUCAAAAGAGGGGAAAAACCACACGAAGGAAAUCCGUGGAUAUGAAUCCAGGCAUCACACUAUAAGGCAGUGAACAAAUGGCAAUCUCUCUAUUCAGAGGGUGCUGACAGAGGGACCCACCUUGUCUUGCUGAAGGUUUGCUAGAGCUCCAAACAGAAGGGGAACUUCAGUGCUAGGUGAAAGAGCAUGGUGGGAUCUUAAGGGUCCUAAGACUCAGGUUGAGCUCAUUUUUAAACAUUAAAAAAUAUGCAUCUUGAACUCAAGUUCGAGUUCAAAGUUUUAAAUUUUGAAGGAGUUGUAUAUAAAUUUACUUUUUACUUCAAUUACUAACCCAAGCCAUGACAGAAUGCAUCUCUCUACUUAUACCAUUAAAAAUUAGAUCUUAGUCAUUUCUUUAUGAAUUACAAAGUUGUUUAAACAUUGUAAACUUUGUUUGCAUUAGUAAAUCAAUCCUUAUAAAAAUUCAGUGUUUUCUAUCAUAAAAUAUAUAUGAGAAAAGUGAUAUUAAUCACCUAAGUUGAGAACUAGGAGUCAUUUUGUAAGUCUGAUGAAUACUGAGUUAAGCUUUUCCCAAGAGUCUGAACUGUACAAAUAUUGCAGCAAUUAUUCACCUAAAUAUUUCAUCCCUUUUUAUAGGCCAAUGUGUACAGUUUUAAAAAACCCAUCUCACAUAAUUUGAGAUUCAACUUUUAAAAUAGUUUAGCUAGAAUAUAUACAUAUAGAUAUUACGAAUACCCUAACAAAAUGCAAAGGAGGAUUGAGUAAUAAGUUGGGUAUCCUACUGGAGGCACCCCCAGGCACAAGCCAAAGCUACAUAAUAGGUAGGUCAGUAGCAUUCUCUGCAAUGGAAAAGAAACACUUGGUGAGGUCAAAAACAAACAAAUCCUAAAGCAGGUGUACUUCAUCAUCCAUCAUCCAAAUGCUGGUCAGAAUCAAUACUUUGUCAAAAAUCUGACCCUGACUAUUUGAGGAGUUUCAGGUGGAAACUUUUCUUAAUUUUUAAAAUGGAGCAGAGUAGGACUUUGUUUUAAAGAAAUUCCUUUUAUAGUCAGUUUUAAUGGGACAGAUUAAUUCCAUUAAAAUUUUAAUGAUUAUUUGGAAAAUAUGAAAUCAAUUAAAAAUGAUAUAUGAGUACCAAAAUAAUUUUUAACAUCCUUUCUAAAGAUAUUUAACUGUUAUAAUGUUAACUGAAAGGAAGUAAUUCUAAAUCAAUAUUGGUUUUCCUCCCAUUAAAAAAAAACUCUGGGGGCCAUCCCAGCUGUGCAGUAGUUGGGUUUGUAUGCACCACUUUGGAGACCUGGGGUUUGCGGCUUUGGAUCCUGGGCAAGGACCCACAUACUGCUCAAGUCAUGCUGUGGCAGUGUCUCACAUAGAAAAUAGAAGAAGAUUGGCACAGAUGUUAGCUCAGGGCUAAUCUUCCUCACCAAAAAAAAUCCCAAAAGACAAAAACCCCUGAAAUUUGAUUGAACUGACAAGCAGAUUCACAGAACCAACAUUCAGUUAGUCUAAAAUAACUAAAAGUCUAAUUAAAAUUCCUUUUGAAGAAAAAAUAAACAAAUGGGACUUCAUUAGACUAAAGAGCUUCUGCAAGGCAAAGGAAACCAGGAACAAAACAAAAAGACAACCCACCAACUGGGAGAAAAUAUCUGCAAAUCAUAUAGGUAACAAGGGGUCAAUCUCCAAAGAACUCACACAACCCAACAAGACAAAAGCAAACAACCCAAUCAAAAAGUGGGCAGAGGAUCUGAACAGACAUUUUUCCAAA